Messenger RNA from Solea senegalensis (Senegalese sole), 682 nucleotides. Its product is annotated as histone H2B 1/2-like. Gene Ontology annotation, cellular component: nucleosome. The record is from RefSeq and is a predicted model, not a curated record. Bases 31 to 411 code for a protein of 126 amino acids. The transcript has a single exon. Gene Ontology annotation, molecular function: structural constituent of chromatin; protein heterodimerization activity; DNA binding. NCBI's taxonomy places the organism in Eukaryota, Metazoa, Chordata, Actinopteri, Pleuronectiformes, Soleidae.
GGAAAAUUAAUCAUCAUCAUCAUCAUCAUCAUGCCUGAACCAGCAGGUCUGAAGUCCGCGCCCAAGAAGGGGUCCAAGAAAGCCGUGACCAAAGCGGGUCCCAAGACCGGCAAGAAGAAGAGGAAGACCAGGAGGGAGAGCUACGCUAUCUACGUGUACAAGGUGCUGAAGCAGGUGCACCCUGACACCGGGAUCUCGUCCAAGGCCAUGAGCAUCAUGAACUCGUUCGUCAACGACAUCUUCGAGCGCAUCGCGUCAGAGGCUUCCCGCCUGGCUCACUACAACAAGCGCUCCACCAUCACGUCCCGGGAGAUCCAGACCGCGGUCCGCCUGCUGCUGCCCGGCGAGCUGGCCAAGCACGCGGUGUCUGAGGGAACCAAGGCCGUGACCAAGUACACCAGCUCCAAGUGAACUGGUCUUACCAGUUUCAAACCCAACGGCUCUUUUCAGGGCCACCCACUUUCACUCUGAAGAGAUUUAAAUCCUGUGUUUACAAUCGUACAUUGUUCUGUUUAUGAGUUGUGUUCAUUGCUAUUGGGUGUCUAAACAUAUGGAGAGUGGACCAUAUGUAGACCUCUGUUUAAUUUUCUCUGGCCCCACAUUAAUAUUUUACUAUAAAGGUGAUGUCACACCUUCAGAUAUUUUGUUUGUUAUAUAUUGUAAUCCUAGAUAUUUUGUAUAA